AUGGCCGCGCUCAGCGCCUUCGCGGCGCCCUCUGAUUGGCGGGCGCGCGGGGCAGCGGGGGCGUUGCGCGCGCUGUCUCAUCUCAGCCACAAGCGGCGCGGUCCUGGCGGAGACGCCCCGGGGAGCGGUAUUUUCUCGGGUCAGCCGGGAGCGGGACGUGGCCGGGUUGGGGUCCUGGUGACCGGAGCAGAGGCAGGACGGGGCGGGGGACUGGAGGCAGGUGUACGUUCGGGAGCGGCCCGGGCUCCGAGGUCGUCCCGGGUCUCGCUGGCGACUCCGAGCCCGCCGCCGCGGACGCCUCCGGAGCUGCGUUGCCCGGGGGACCGCGGAGUGGACACUGUUCAGUUACUGGCCGAUGUCCAGAUUCAGCCAGGAGGAGAGUGUUCAAAGAGCUGGAGCUGUGACUUCACCUCGUGUGGGGGCCUUAUAUGCCAGCUGAGGGGAGUGAUGGGGCUCCACGACGCGGGUGAGGCUCCUCCGACACUUUGGGGAGAUGCAACCAACAUCCACCGCCACGGGCAUCCUCGACCGCCAGAGGGCGCCCGUACCUCAGGCUUCGCUCAAAACGCCCGCUGCCAGAUGAUGUGCUCCACAGCAGAGGCAGCCGCCCUGGAGUGGAAGCUGCUGGAGGAUUAUCGCUUUGGGCGGCAGCAGCUAGUGGAGUUGUGCGGUCAUGCUAGUGCUGUGGCUGUGCCCAAGGUGUUCCCCUUGCCUGCUCUCUCCUGGAAGCAGAGGACGGUGCUGGUCGUGUGCGGCCCAGAGCAGAAUGGGGCAGUGGGGCUGGUCUGUGCCCGGCACCUGCAGGUGUUUGAGUACGAGCCAACCAUCUUCUACCCAACAUGCUCGCUGGACCUACUGCACUGGGACCUGACCACCCAGUGCAAGAAGAUGGACAUCUCCUUCCUGUCCUACCUGCCCUCGGAGGUUCAGCUCAUUAACGAUGCCUAUGGGCUGGUGGUGGACUCCAUCCUGGGCCCUGGCGUGGAGCCCAAUGAGGUUAGGGGCCCCUGCACCCGUGCACUUGCCACAGUGAAGCUGCUGUCCAUCCCACUUGUGAGCCUGGACAUCCCCCUCAGGCAUUUCCCAGGCUGGGACGCGGAGACGGGCGGCCACGCGGAAGACGGGCUGCGGCCCGACGUGCUGGUGUCGCUUGUGGCACCCAAGCGCUGCGCUGGCCGCUUCUCCGGGCGCCACCACUUCGUGGCCGGCAGGUUUGUGCCCAACGACGUGCACCCCAAGUUUGCUCUGCCCCUGCCGGGGUACACGGGCACCGACUGCGUCACGGCGCUGUGA
Cynocephalus volans (Philippine flying lemur) is the source of this 1293-nucleotide messenger RNA. RefSeq names its product YjeF N-terminal domain containing 3 (gene YJEFN3). Gene Ontology annotation, molecular function: NAD(P)HX epimerase activity. The record is from RefSeq and is a predicted model, not a curated record. Lineage: Eukaryota; Metazoa; Chordata; Mammalia; Dermoptera; Cynocephalidae. The coding region runs from base 1 to 1293 and encodes 430 amino acids. The transcript has 9 exons. Gene Ontology annotation, cellular component: mitochondrion.